This is a messenger RNA of Solea senegalensis (Senegalese sole), 2978 nucleotides long. RefSeq names its product leucine rich repeat containing 15 (gene lrrc15). Gene Ontology annotation, molecular function: protein binding. The record is from RefSeq and is a predicted model, not a curated record. The coding region runs from base 251 to 1810 and encodes 519 amino acids. The transcript is spliced from 2 exons. Lineage: Eukaryota; Metazoa; Chordata; Actinopteri; Pleuronectiformes; Soleidae.
GCGAGGGGAUGACUGGAACAGUCACCAGUUCUGCUAACAGUUCACAAAAAAGUGGAGUGCAGAAUUCAUGUGCUCAGGGGAAACAAGUAUUGACAAAGAGCAGGAAAAUGUGAUGGUGUGAAAGUUCAGAAAGUGCUGGGAAGUUUCAUCAGAGGAUUUGUAAAGCUGAGGAGGAAGUAAGGGAACUACAUAAAAGAUAACCACACCAAGCUACUGGCCACAGAAUCCUCGACCACUAUUGGAGCAGAAAAUGGACCUGCCGCUGACCCUUCGUGUGUUCCUACUUCUUUCAUCCCUAAACAUUGCUGUGUGGACGUGUCCAGAUGGAUGCCAAUGUCAAGGAACUAAGAUCCUCUGCCGUGGCCUCUCGAACUUCCCCACGGCUUUGCCCUCGUUCACCACUGUCCUUUCUGUCUCCAACAGCAGUAUCUACCUUCUGAAACCAGAGGACCUGAAUGAUUUCUCUAAUGCCCUUGCCCUCUUCCUAAUUGAGAACAGUAUUUUACAGGAAGUGCACCCUGGAACAUUUGAUGCAGCUCCGAAUAUAGUUUCAAUAGGUUUUACUGGCACAGCAUUGCAGGAUCUCCCAGAGGCCUUGUUCAAUAAUCAAAAGAAGCUUGAGAUUUUGUCUCUGAAGAGCAACGAGCUCAUGGUGCUUCGACCUAACUGGUUUUCCCCACUGACACAUCUGAGGGGUCUUGACCUUAGUAAAAAUAAAAUCAGUUCUGUACCUGAGGAAACAUUCAAGGGUCUUUCUGACCUUCAGCUGUUGAGGCUUAGUAAAAACUCACUACAAGAACUCCCCAUUGGUUGUCUGGAUGACCUCAGAAACCUUGUGGAACUAUCCCUAAAUGACAAUCAAAUCACUCACCUCGAUCCUGACCUGUUCUCCAAUACUCCAAAGCUCAGAAAGCUGUUUAUCUCCAACAACAGGCUUACAUCCCUUCCACAAGGGAUCUUCUUAAACCUUCCCCAACUUUUACAGAUCUCACUGUAUGAAAACCAACUGGAAAGUGUGGGUCCAGGAGUGUUUGGUCCCAUGCCCUUGCAGGAGCUGUGGCUGUAUGACAACAAGCUCCGCCGUGUUGAGGAUGACACGUUCAGAAAUCUGACUCAGUUGCGUCUGCUGGUGCUCAGUCGCAACCAGAUCAGCCAUGUUUCCACAGGGGCCUUCGGAGGGUUGGGGCAGCUGGGAGAGGUUUCGCUUCACACCAACCUACUGACGACUCUGCAAGCUGGAACCUUCCAAGGUCUGCCCAGCCUGGUCAACAUUUCCCUGGAGCACAACAUCAUUAGCUCACUUCCCAGAGGUUUUCUACAGGGUCUAAGCCACCUUGGACAGAUAGACUUGCGAAACAAUUCCUUGCACAACCUGCCACAGGAAAGUUUAGAUGAACUCAUUGUGACAAAGGAAGUGCUCUUAGAGCAGAAUCCCUGGAGGUGUGACAAGGAUAUUCUGCCUCUGAGGGAUUGGCUGAAACAUCACCCAUCUAAGGUCAAUCAAAGCCUUGUGUUAUGUGAGACACCUUUUAAUCGGACUGGUGAGAUGAUUUCACUGCUGACAAAUGAGGACCUGAUGCUUCUCAGCUCUACCAAGGAGCCUGUGUUUACCCCAACAGAUCAGCACUUACCCACACCCACCAGCAGUGGACAAGAGGAACAGGAAACUUCCACUUUGAUUAUCCUCAUCAGCAUUGCAGUAGUGGCCACAGUCAUCAUCAGCAUGGUCAUCAUCAGCUGUCUGUGCUGGAGGAAGAAAAGGAGAGGCAGGGGAAAUAUAGGCGACAGGAAUAGGAACUCUGUGCUGUAGACUAAACUUUUGAAGGCAAUUAAAUUACUCACUAAUGACUGUGGUUUUCUUGGAAAAUAUGGACCGUAGGCAUAGAAAGAACCAUUAACGCUUGUUCCUCAUCACCUUGAACAACAAAGGAAACAGAUUUGCUUUUUUUUUAACCAGUCAUUAGUGUGUGCUGUAAUAAGAAAAUUGACAUCUUACACACUGUACAGUUUGUAAAAAUGACCACCUUGCUGUUUUGUGGAAAGCUGGGACCUUGUGUUGAAUGUAAACACUCAAUUGCAUUGCAGCAGUGUACUUUGUAUAGUAAAAUUUAGACUGACCAUGGCAUUUGUUCAGUGGUGUGUCAUUUUCCAUUAAUUAUUGCUGUUUGACAAUGACUUUUUGAAAAUUUUAGCAAAAUGACUAUUCAUACAAAACUCAAGGAAUGUAGUGUUUAGUCCACUGUUAAACUUCAAUGCAACAUGCUACUGAACACUGAAUAAAUGCACAGCUUUUAAUGGGAUCAAUUCAUUAGAAUAAUGUGCAAAUAGUUCACUUAUGUCUCAAGAUCUGACAACAAACCUUACUUACACGUUAAGUAUCAUAUAAUUUGUAAUUAGAGUAGGCACUAUGGAAAACAAAUAUUUCAGAUAUACAUUAUUACCAGUUUCUGUGCUUGGUGCACAUUUUACAGAAUCUUUAAAAUCUCCUGAAAGGACAAAGUAAGAAGAAGGCAUCAGCACUGUACCACAAAUUUGUGAUUUUGAGUAAUGCAAUAACGUUAAAAAUACAAUAACGGGUAAAAAUAUUCAGCUACACAUAUAACUUUUGUCUUCUUAAAUUAAUAUAAUCAAUUGUUAAUAAAAAAUACUGCAUUGAAAGAGUAUUGAAAGAGAGUAAAAAACUGAGAACAGACAAAACAAAUGAAUCAGAAAUGUUAGCCAACUGAGAAUAACAAUGUUCUUGUAGGGACGUGACAAACAAAACAUUAUCAACUGACUGGAGAUUAAAGCAUGUGAGCUGAUUGAAGUGAACUGAUAUUUAAAGGUUUACUUCUUUACUUCUUUACUUAAAAAUAAAAAAAAAAAUAGCUCAUUUGGAACAUUCUCAGGGGAGGUAUCUGAUGUGUAAUGAAAAAAUGAGAAAGGCAUGUAAACCUUAAACUGGUUGCUUUUAAAUAAAGGAACACCUUCACAAAUGA